UCCGCUGGCGAAAUUUGUUGAAUAAGGGAAGGUGUUUCGACUUGGCAUUUUAAAGUUUGGGUGGCCAAGAUAUCGCCAAUUUUGGUUAGAAAUGGCCCUUCGUCGUGUUUUAAGACGUAUGGUAACACCGUCAAAUAAUGUAUUUCUUUUCUUUCGUGCUCAAAGCACGAAAAGCGCCGCGAUCGCUGAAGAAACAACCAAGGAGAAAAAAAAAAGCUUCAUGAGAUUCAAUUGGCAAGAUCCUUUGAGUCUUGAAAGCUGUUUGACUGAAGAAGAGAUAAUGGUCAGGGAUCAGUUUAGAGAUUACUGCCAGGAAAAACUCAUGUCAAGGAUUUUGAUGGCAAACAGACAUGAAGUAUUUGAUAAAGAUAUUAUGACAGAAAUGGGAUCCCUGGGAGUUCUUGGUUGUACAAUUAAAGGUUAUGGAUGUGCAGGUGUGUCUUCUGUAGCAUAUGGACUUAUUGCAAGAGAAGUUGAAAGGGUGGAUAGUAGUUAUCGGUCAGCUAUGAGUGUCCAGUCCUCUAUGGUAAUGCACCCAAUAAAUGCUUAUGGAACAGAGGAACAGAGGCAGAAAUACUUGCCACAGCUGGCACAAGGCAAGCUGAUUGGCUGUUUUGGUUUGACUGAACCUAACCAAGGUAGUGACCCAGGUGGAAUGGAAACAAGAGCCAAGUAUAAUUCGGCUGGAAACAGUUAUAUUCUUAAUGGAAGCAAAAGCUGGAUUACUAAUUCACCAAUAGCUGAUGUGUUCAUUGUGUGGGCAAACUGUGAAGACAAGAGAAUCAGAGGCUUUAUCUUGGAGAAGGGAAUGAAGGGACUCUCAGCCCCUAGAAUUGAAGGGAAAUUUUCUCUGAGGGCUUCUGUAACAGGCCAGAUUGUCAUGGAGGAUGUGGAGGUUCCAGAAGAAAAUCUUCUACCAAUUGUGGAUGGGCUGGAGGGGCCCUUUGGUUGUCUGAACAAUGCUCGAUAUGGCAUUGCAUGGGGAGCUCUUGGUGCUGCAGAGUUUUGUCUUGCUACAGCCAGGCAAUACACAAUGGACAGGGUCCAGUUUAAGAGACCACUGGCAGCCAAUCAACUAAUGCAGAAGAAAAUGGCUGAUAUGGCAACUGAGAUUGCCAUUGGGCUUCAAAGCUGUCUGCAAGUUGGAAGGCUUAAAGAUGAAGGACAAUACUGCCCAGAAAUGAUUUCUAUGAUCAAACGGAACUCAUGUGGAAAAGCAUUGGACAUUGCACGAAUGUCUAGAGACAUGCUUGGAGGGAAUGGAAUCUCAGAUGAGUAUCAUGUCAUCCGUCACGUAAUGAACUUGGAAGCUGUAAAUACAUAUGAAGGAACUCAUGACAUACAUGCACUGAUUCUUGGAAGAGCAAUCACAGGACUUCAGGCUUUCACUGGCCGUUAAAUACAUCAAUGUCACUGAAUAUGUUUCAGAGAAAAGGGAACAGGAAAGCACAACUUUCACACCUGUCACUAAAUCUAUAUGUAUUAAAUUAUCAAUUUGAUGCAAUUGUAAAUGCCAACAUUAACUUUUAGUUACUGCUAAUUUAUUUUAUUAUACAUUUAGACCUACUAUGUAAACUCUGAUUGGUCGGUAGCAUACAGUCAAUAAACACUAGUGUGUGAAGUUGACAUUACAACCCAAUUUCUGAAGCAGAUAUUGGGUUAUCAUGUGAGAUCAAACUCUGCAGUCUUAAAUUGCCUUGUCCAUGUAGUGUUCUGAAAAUUCUAAGUGUCAUCUUAUGCAGAUUAUAUGAUAAAGCAAUUAUUGAAUUCAAUUUUCGCAUGAUAGCAAGAAUUAUCAAACCUUGUGUUGGUGUUAUCUGAUAAUUCAGACCUCAGGGUUGAUAAUUCAUGAUGUCAUGCUCAACCUCAUCUAAUAAUUGCUUAGUAUAUGGAUAAAACACAACAAGGUUUUUCAGUGUUCGGACCACAUGCAAAAAUUGCCUCUGUCAGACAAGUAGAUCACUGACAAGUAUCUUUUGGUAAAUUUUCAUCCAGCUAUAGUAACUGACACUCAGCUUAUUGAUUUUAAUACAUCUGUUUACUGUACUUAAAUUUUGAGAAUGUGAGAGAGAACAGAGAACAGCACAUCUCAAUUUUUAAAACAUUGUAAGAAAACAGUAUGUAUUCAAUUUUAUACAUACAAAUUAUUUUUAGCAUUAAUUGUAAAAACUCUUGGAUGUACAUUUUAUCAGGAGAUCCUCAUGAUUUUUGUCAUAAAUCAAGAGCACUAGUUUUCAAGUUCAUAGAUAGAAAGCUCCUACGCCACUCCAUGGUUUGGGUAGUUGUGGUGCUUGUUGUUUGGAAAUUCAACUUAUUUUUGAAAUAUUUAUUGGAAUGAGAAAGAAAUGUCAGUGUGUAGAUGGUACAGUAUAAACUAGUAGGUGUGAAAAUAAACUUGGUAACUGAAACUAAGGUGUAACUUA
Stylophora pistillata is the source of this 2423-nucleotide messenger RNA. Its product is annotated as glutaryl-CoA dehydrogenase, mitochondrial. The record is from RefSeq and is a predicted model, not a curated record. Gene Ontology annotation, cellular component: mitochondrial inner membrane. Lineage: Eukaryota; Metazoa; Cnidaria; Anthozoa; Scleractinia; Pocilloporidae. Gene Ontology annotation, biological process: fatty-acyl-CoA biosynthetic process; fatty acid beta-oxidation using acyl-CoA dehydrogenase. Gene Ontology annotation, molecular function: flavin adenine dinucleotide binding; fatty-acyl-CoA binding; glutaryl-CoA dehydrogenase activity.